Vombatus ursinus (common wombat) is the source of this 7351-nucleotide messenger RNA. RefSeq names its product phosphodiesterase 4D (gene PDE4D). Gene Ontology annotation, biological process: regulation of cardiac muscle cell contraction; cAMP catabolic process; signal transduction. The record is from RefSeq and is a predicted model, not a curated record. NCBI's taxonomy places the organism in Eukaryota, Metazoa, Chordata, Mammalia, Diprotodontia, Vombatidae. Gene Ontology annotation, cellular component: nucleus; cytosol; perinuclear region of cytoplasm. Bases 519 to 2774 code for a protein of 751 amino acids. Gene Ontology annotation, molecular function: 3',5'-cyclic-AMP phosphodiesterase activity; transmembrane transporter binding; ATPase binding. The transcript is spliced from 20 exons.
CCUAGAGGGCCUGUUAGCUCCUGACUUUAUGCACAUGUAUUCUUAGUUGGGUGCUACUCAUUGACUUGGAUAUUUCUGUCUUAAAUAGCUGACAUUGCAUCUUCAAGACUGUCAAAAUGUAGUGGACAAACAUCUGGACUCAUCAGGAGAAACUCUGGUGUGAAUCUUGCCUCUGGUUCUUGCUGGCUGAGUGAUCACAGCACCUGUAUAUCAAUUGUUGUUAAAGCCUGUAAAAUGCUAUGGUGUUAAAGCAUCCCAGGGUAUGAACUGUGUUGAUUAAGGAGUCACCACACGAGAUCAGUCCAAUGUGGCAGAAAGAGCUAGAUCUGGAAUCAAAAGGCCUGGAUUUGAAUCCUAGCUGUGCAGUUGAUAGGUCCUAAAUCCUAGGGAUUGAGUCUGCAGUGGCCAAAGGGCAGGACCACACUGGUGAUCAGCAUGUCAUUUGGCAUUUGAUUGGCUUGGAGUGAGGGCUAUAGAGACCACUAGCAACGAUCUGAAUUACUGAAUAUAAUACUACCAUGGAAAAAAACACGAGUGAUUUGCUUUCGCGCAACAAAAGUGCAUCUGAGGAAACAUUGCACUCGAGCACUGAGGGGGAAGAUCCAUUCCGAGGAAUGGAGCCUUACCUAGUAAGGAGACUCUCCUGUCGUAAUGUCCAGCUUCCUCCGCUGGCUUUCAGACAGCUGGAGCAAGCAGACUUAAAAAGUGAAUCAGAGAACCUACAAAGGCCCACCAGUCUUCCACUGAAGAUUCUUCCACUGAUUGCCAUCACAUCUGCAGAGUCCAGUAGUUUCGACGUGGACAAUGGCACAUCUUCGGGACGGAGUCCCUUGGAUCCCAUGACCAGCCCAGGAUCAGGGCUAAUUCUCCAGGCUAAUUUUGUCCACAGCCAACGCCGGGAGUCCUUCCUGUAUCGGUCAGACAGUGACUAUGACCUGUCUCCAAAGUCCAUGUCGAGGAACUCCUCCAUUGCCAGUGAUAUACACGGAGAUGACUUGAUUGUGACUCCAUUUGCUCAGGUCCUGGCUAGCCUGCGUACUGUACGGAAUAACUUUGCUGCAUUAACCAAUUUACAAGACCGAGCACCUAGCAAAAGAUCACCCAUGUGCAACCAACCAUCCAUCAACAAGGCAACUAUAACAGAGGAGGCUUACCAGAAACUGGCCAGCGAGACCCUGGAGGAGCUGGACUGGUGCCUGGACCAGCUAGAGACCCUGCAGACCAGGCAUUCCGUCAGUGAAAUGGCCUCAAACAAGUUUAAAAGAAUGCUCAACCGGGAGCUCACCCACCUUUCAGAAAUGAGCCGAUCUGGAAACCAAGUCUCCGAAUACAUCUCAAACACAUUUUUAGACAAGCAACAUGAAGUGGAGAUUCCUUCUCCCACCCAGAAGGAGAAAGAGAAAAAGAAAAGGCCGAUGUCCCAGAUCAGUGGCGUCAAGAAAUUGAUGCAUAGUUCCAGUUUAACAAAUUCCAGUAUCCCACGAUUCGGAGUGAAAACUGAUCAAGAAGAUGGACUUGCCAAGGAAUUAGAAGAUGUGAACAAAUGGGGUCUUCAUGUUUUCAAAAUAGCAGAAUUUUCUGGGAAUCGACCUCUGACAGUUAUCAUGCACACCAUUUUUCAGGAACGAGAUUUGUUAAAAACAUUUAAAAUUCCAGUAGACACUUUAAUUACAUACCUGAUGACUCUAGAAGACCAUUACCACGCUGAUGUGGCAUAUCACAACAACAUACAUGCUGCAGAUGUAGUUCAGUCCACUCAUGUGCUGCUAUCCACGCCUGCUUUGGAGGCAGUGUUCACGGAUUUGGAGAUUCUUGCAGCAAUUUUUGCCAGUGCAAUACAUGAUGUGGAUCACCCUGGGGUUUCAAACCAGUUUCUGAUUAAUACAAAUUCUGAACUUGCCUUGAUGUACAAUGACUCAUCAGUCCUGGAGAACCAUCAUUUAGCUGUGGGCUUCAAGUUGCUACAGGAGGAAAAUUGUGACAUUUUCCAGAAUUUGACCAAAAAGCAAAGACAAUCAUUAAGGAAGAUGGUCAUUGACAUUGUACUUGCAACAGACAUGUCUAAACACAUGAAUCUACUGGCUGACUUGAAAACUAUGGUUGAAACCAAGAAAGUUACAAGCUCUGGGGUUCUUCUUCUUGAUAAUUAUUCAGAUAGGAUUCAGGUCCUACAGAAUAUGGUGCACUGUGCAGAUCUCAGUAAUCCAACGAAGCCUCUUCAGCUCUACCGCCAGUGGACAGACCGGAUAAUGGAGGAGUUCUUCCGCCAGGGAGACCGGGAACGGGAACGGGGAAUGGAAAUAAGUCCCAUGUGUGACAAGCACAAUGCCUCAGUAGAAAAGUCACAGGUGGGAUUCAUAGACUACAUCGUUCAUCCUCUUUGGGAGACGUGGGCAGACCUCGUCCACCCCGACGCCCAGGACAUCUUGGAUACAUUGGAGGACAAUCGUGAAUGGUACCAGAGCACAAUUCCUCAGAGCCCUUCUCCUGCCCCUGAUGAUCAGGAGGAAGGCAGGCAAGGGCAGACUGAGAAAUUUCAGUUUGAACUGACUUUGGAGGAAGAUGGCGAGUCAGAUACAGAAAAGGACAGUGGCAGUCCGGUGGAGGAAGACACCAGCUGCAGUGACUCCAAAACUCUUUGUACCCAAGACUCGGAGUCCACUGAAAUCCCUCUUGAUGAGCAGGUGGAGGAGGAGGCAGUGGGGGAAGAAGAGGAGGAGGAGGGCUCAGCAGAACCUUGUGCAAUAGAAAACGAGCAUUCCCCUGACACGUAACAAACAGUAUGAAGACUUUUACUUUCUCCUUUUUUUUUUAAGGGAAAAAAAUAGAAAAUGGUUUCCAAAGUGCAUGUCACAUGCCACAACCAUGGUCACACCUCACUGUCAUCUGCCAGGACACGUUUGUCGAACAAAACUGAACCUGAUUACUCAGCUUGGCACUCAGGAAUAUUGUAACCAGGAUUUUCAACUCCAUGGCAUCAGAACAAGGGGGACAUAUUCAUGAAAAGCAUUUUAACAAGAUCUCAGCUUGGUAGAGCUGAUUCAGCAGCUAGGUUACUCUGCCAUGUUUUCAUGGGAGUAUAUAGCUUGUCAGCCAAAGGCUGAUACGGUUUGGGGUUCGUUUUGUUUUUGUUUAUUUUGUUUUGUUUUAAAGUUUUUUGGAAAUAAGACGGUAUUACAUGACAUGAAGUUUUGUGAAGUUUUUAGAUUACAACCAGAGCAAACUGGGGUUCUAACGGAGGAAACAAGGUGUGAUGAGACACAGCAUGAGUCUGUUACCAGGAGGAAGAUGAGCCACAGAAAUUGCGAAAUUUUCUAAUUUCAAGUCUUCCUGUUAUAUAUGACUGAACAGUGUGGCUCAAAGGGCUACGCUGACCUCUACAUUUUGUAUGAUAUGUAAAACAAGAUCUUUUGUAGAGCUUACUUUUAUUAACAUUAAAAGUAUUGAGGUAUCACCUAUUUAAAAAUAAUACGUUCAGAACUUCAUCUACCACUGGUUAUUUUUUCCCCCUAAGGAGUAACUUGCAAGUUUUCAGUACAGAUCUGUGCUACACUGGAUAAAUAAUUCUAAUUUAAUUUUUUUUUGGCACCUUAAAGUUCAUAGCAAUUAGCUGAUCUGUAGCAAUUCAUUGUUUUAUAUGCCAUUGACUUCCAUAAAAAACAAAAAUCUGAGUUGUAGUAGACCCUUUUGGUAGAAUCCAGUUUACUUUGAUUUUCCUUUAAUUUUUUCCCAAAUGAGCAAAAUUGUAUCUCCCCUGAGCACUUUUCCUUCAUAGUAUAUAGUGAGCAAACCUUGGUUCUAAAGGCCUUCUGUGAGCUUUCUAAUUUUUCUAAAAGCAAACUUCACAGAAACAUUAGUUGGUUGGUUAUGAAGCAAAGCUCGAGAUACGCCUCCUCGGUUGUGUGUUAAACAGGAAGUAGAGCCUUUCCUAAGAUAUGCAAGAAACAUGUUUUAAAAUGGAUGAUGCUACAUUCUUAUGUUCUGUUACAGCCAGCUACCUGUCCUCAGCUGGAGGCUUUGCUGUUGUCUCAGGCUCCUUCCAAACAUAUUGGAAUCUUUGUCCAAGGCAAAUAGGAGAGGUCUGUCUGAUCAGGAAAUUAGAAUCAUUGUGCUUUAGAAAGAAGUUUUGCACGUGUUGUAUUGCUCAAUCUUGUAUAUUAUUUGGAACUCAAAGGGAAGUUGUCAGGUUUCUAGAGAAAGGGAAUAAUUAGUUAGUUGGCUAAGUAAAUCAUUAGGAAUUUUAAAAGAAGUGUCCAUACAUUGGCAGGCCUGAUUGAACCAGUACAAUUUGGUUUCUGUGACUUUUGCUGAAAGAUUUAAAGCCGCAUCUAUUUGAGAGCUGAGAAAAACUUGUAGAAGAUAUUUGCUACCUGCCAGAUUUCUUAAAUCCAUGGUAAAUGUAGGAAAGGGCUUCUAUCUGGCAACAAAUGCUAAAGGCAGAAGAAAUCUACCAAUUCUUAGUUAUGCCUCCUCUUUCCCCCUCACCCCCCAGAAGGGAAUUGGUGAUUCCACUGAUUGAGGUUGGAGGUGGCCUAUUUGUCAGGAUUAACCCUUGGUGAAGGCAGAGAAGGUGCCAUAGGUUCUCAAAGAAGACAUUAAGAUCCUAACUUAGAAAAUGAGAAAGCAAUAGGCAUCUCUGCUUGGUGCUUGUUGCUUCAGCCCUUAGAAAUUUCAUUGAGGUCUGAGAGGUUGAUAGUUUGAGGUCCAAGGUGUUUAUUGAGUAACCAUAACCCCAGAAUGAUGUGACUUUAGAAAGAAAAAAACAAACUAUAAACUUCCCUUCAAGUUCUGUUUUUAAAGAAGAUCUAUAAAUAGAUGGCCAAGAAAGGAGAGGGGAGAACAAAGGAGCCCAGUAAUGGGAUAAGAAACAAAUAAAACAAAAUCCAGCAGAACAAGGACCACUAUGAGAAGUCAGAUCACAGGCCUGAAGAGUAAUUCCAACAGCCUAUGUGCUGGCUGGGGCUGGGGCAGCAUCUCUCUGGUCUCCCUCCAGAGAGCCAUCCUGAUGUUUACAAAGCACCUUCUGGUGGAGAGAUUUCCCUGAAGUUGAUCUAAUAGCCCGUUAAGUGAUUACCUUCCCCUCUCCACGUAUACCUCAUCCCACAACAACAAACAAAAGGAAGAUCUCCAAUCUUACCCUUUGAUCAAUGAUUCCACCUAUAGCAUUUUGUUGUUGUUUUUUGUUUGGGCUUCAGAGUUUGAAAAAAAAAAGUCUUUCCUACUUACUGAAGGAAGGACAGGCAGAGCUUCCUGAUGGUACUGUCUGUGGUUUCUUCUCUUUCCAGCGUGUCCCUUUCAUCCCCAUAAUCUAUAGGGCUUUCCCCCACAGAGUGCCUGUAAUUUUAAAGAAGCAAUAUAAGUACCUAAACAGGUACGGACCUGAAACAAUUAUAUAGCUGCACUAAAGGAAAAAAAAAAGUACUUUUAAAAAUGCCCGCAUGCUGUGAAAGAUGACCACAGAUGGACAAUCGUACCUUUGAAAGGGCCUAACUACAUAGAGCUACGGAUCUAAUGCAUCGUACAAUCCUCUUUAUCCCCCUUUCUUGCCAAAGUGUGCUCGAACGUCACAUGGCUACUUCAGGAGGAAAAAAAGAAUUCCUUCUAUGGGUAGCUUUCCUUUUUGUUUUUUUUUUUUUCAUGCAUAAGAAAGGGGAAUAUUUGGGUACUGUAAGGGGAUAAAAGAAUCCAAGUUUGCCUAAAACCAGUACAUUUUAGCUUGCAAGUUACUUAACACAGUAAUGCUGUUUUUAUUUUCAUUGUUUUCCUGGUGUUAUUGUUAAAAUUCAUGAUGAGAUAGUAUAGUUAGAACAAAUGGCAAAGAGAAAAAAAAACUUGAAUGAAAUGGAUUUUACGGAAAGCUUUAUGGUAAUUUUUGAAUGCAUUAUUUAUUUUUUUGUGCCAUACAUUUUUUUUCUCACCAAAUGACCUUACCUGUAAUACAGUCUUGUUUGUCUGUUUACAACCAUGUAUUUAUUGUAAUGUACAUACUGUAAUGUUAAUUGUAAAUUAUCAGUUCUUAUUAAAACAUCCCCCAUGACUGGGUGGUGUUGGUAUAUUUGGAAACUCUUGGUGAGAGAACAAAUGGUGUGUAUACAUACUCCUUGUACAUGUUUUUUUUUUUUUCCUCUUGUAACAUAGUCUGUGUCACCUUAGAGCUUGUUUAUGGAAGAUUCAAGGAAAACUAUUAUAAAAGUUAUAUAAAUAAAUUAAAAAAAAAAGCUGCAGGUCUUUGGUCCCAGGGCUGUGCCUUAACUUUAAACAAUAUUAUCUUCUGUUUUGCUGCAUUUGAAAGUAAGGUAACAGUGGGGCUAGGGCUGGGCAUUCCAACCAGGUUACUUUUAGCUGAUUGAAUUAUGAGCAAUAGCUGUUUUUUUUACAAAACCACAACCAACUUUGGAAAGUUUAACCCCCUGUUGAAAUAUUAGCUUCUAUUUGCAAUGAAACAGCACUGUGGACACAAUUCUUCUAGUAUCGAUCAGCAACGAUUUCAAUCAGUCCCUUGAUUUCAUUCCCUUAUUUUAAAACACUACAAGAUAAACACACUAGAUAGCUAACAAUAAGAAACUUUCUUGACUUCAAGAGCACAUAUGAACAUGAAUAUGAAGUGACAUGAGAAUCACAAAUUAUAUCUACAUAUAGCUAUUUAUUUUUUCAUCUUCCAAGAGCUAUUAUUCUUUAACCACUGUUUCCUCAUAGAGUAAAGAUUAUUAUUAUUAUUAUUUUUUAGCCCAGGAACUUUCUCUAGUAAAUAGCAGCCAAACCUGUCCUUUUAUGUAUAUGAAUCUGUCUGCUCACAGAGGUUACAUAGAAUAGAAAUGCACAGAGCAAAAAGCACUCCUCUUUAAAACGUGUUUCAGUAUAGCUGGUAUUUUGAAAUUUUGGAAUUUAACCAUUUCUGGUGGCCAACUCCUAAGUGCUGCAUGCAUUUCCUAGUGUAAGAUGUGGGUUGCUCUUCUUUCUACCGCUGAUGCCCAGCCCUUGAAAUAUGUGACUGUUCAGUGAAAGGAGAGAUUCUUUUUCAAGGGAAAACAGAGCCUCCUUUUUUGACACAAACUGUAGAUUUUAGCAGCCCUGGCCCAAAGGAAUUUGAUUACUUUUGUUUUAAACAGUAUAAAAGGGACACUGUAACUUCAAAGAAACAAAAAAUCCUGGACAGUUUCCAUUGUUUUUAAUUUGGUUUUUUCCUUUGGGUAUGUCUUCAGAGUGGCAACUUGUAUGUGAACAUUACAAAUGAUUCUCCUGUUUCUUAGCCUCUCUUACAGCCCAUGGGAUAGUACUGUACAUCAAAUACCUUCAUAUGAAAUUUUUAUAUGCAAUGAAAAUAAAAGCAUGGGUUGAUUCUGCCUAGCUA